AUGCCGCCCUUAGUAAGAAGUCCAUUGGAUCUCACAGAAAUGACCCAUGUGAUCCUCGUAGUUGCCCCUCCCUGUCUUCGUUCCACCGUGCUCAGCCAGUUUUACAAUGCGGUUUCUGAUGUUCAAGCUGUUGUUUAUGAGGAACCAAAGUACUGGUGCUCUAUUGUGUACUACGAGCUCAACAACCGCGUGGGUGAAGCGUUCCAGGCCUCCUCCACAAGUGUGUUGGUGGAUGGUUACACUGAUCCUUCCAACAACAAGAACCGCUUCUGCCUUGGGCUGCUCUCCAACAUUAACCGGAACUCCACAAUAGAAAACACCAGGCGACAUAUUGGAAAAGGCGUCCACCUAUACUAUGUUGCAGGAGAAGUGUAUGUCGAAUGCCUGAGUGACAGCAGCAUAUUUGUGCAGAGUCGGAACUGCAACUACCAUCAUGGGUUUCAUCCCACCACAGUAUGCCCCAAUGGCAUGCUAUGCUGUCUGGAAAUUUACUCUGCUAAACAAAUUAGUCUGUCGCUCGCGUUCCAAAACUCUGAGGACAACACGGUCAGUCGAGCUGCUUCAUCGAAACCACAGGGCUUCUCUGUGCCAAUAGUCUACAUUCGCUACUUUCCUAUCAUCGCUAACAAGAACCUGACAGGAAGCACUUUCAGUGGGAAGGACUGCGUUGUGUUUGCUCAUGCUUUGAGGGAAAGUGUGGUGGUGGCAGAAGCAGCGGGGUUGCAGUGA
Cricetulus griseus (Chinese hamster) is the source of this 729-nucleotide messenger RNA. NCBI's taxonomy places the organism in Eukaryota, Metazoa, Chordata, Mammalia, Rodentia, Cricetidae. The record is from RefSeq and is a predicted model, not a curated record.